Quercus robur (English oak) is the source of this 613-nucleotide messenger RNA. RefSeq names its product protein HESO1-like. The transcript is spliced from 4 exons. Lineage: Eukaryota; Viridiplantae; Streptophyta; Magnoliopsida; Fagales; Fagaceae. The record is from RefSeq and is a predicted model, not a curated record. Bases 188 to 511 code for a protein of 107 amino acids. Gene Ontology annotation, molecular function: RNA uridylyltransferase activity.
GGAAUGUUGUAAAAUUAUUGUGAAGUUUGGUUGUGUCUAUAACAGUACUCGUAUAGUAUGUUAUUACAGUAAAGAAAGUUUUCAACUUGGCCUAUAUUAUAAAAGGCAUUGUGAUAGGGUGCCUUGACUUACUAGGAACUAGUAAACGGUGGAUGAAAAGGGUCUCAGCUAAGCUUCAGAAAUAAAAAUGAGUGCCUACAAUACAUUGGAGCAUAUUCUAAGGGAAGUACUUGAAGUGCUCAAGACUCUGCAGGAGGAUUGGGUGACAAGAUCUCAAUUCAUUAAGGAAUUGCGAGGGGUUGUUGAAUCUGUGGAAAGUUUGAGAGGUCGAUGGCAGAUGGUGCAAUUAAUCCGUGGGAGUGUUCCAAUUCUAAAAUGCAAGAGUAGCCACUAUGGCUUCUCUUGUGAUAUAUCAAUCGAUAACCUAGAGAGCCAAAUGAAGUCAAAACUCUUGUUGUGGAUCAGUGAGAUAGAUGGGCGCUUUCGUGACAUGGUUUUACUGUAUGUGUAGGUCAAGGAAUGGGCAAAAGCACAUGAGAUAAAUGAUGCGACUCCAAUAAGUGGGACUUUCAAUUCAUACUCUCUUUGUUUGCUUGUGAUCUUCCAUUUUCAG